GUUGUCAAAGCCAAUUGUCAAAAUUUCAUAUCAAGUUUGCUUCCGCAUUAAAUGAUUCAAUGGUGUCUUAAAUUUAUCCUAGACUCUCUGUAAAGUGGAAUAAAUAUCACAAUUAUCAAAAAUUACAACAAAAUAAAGUAAUCUUCGUGACUCCAAAAUGAACGUGCUACCAGCUCAGCCAAUCGGCAUACAAAGUACAGCAGGAGCUGUACCAAUUCGUAAUGAAAAAGGUGAAUUGUCUAUGCAAAAAGUGAAGGUACAGAGGUACAUAUCGGGAAAAAAACCUGAUUAUGCUCAAGGUGUUAGUUCUUCCGAGGAAUCAGAUGUAGAAGAUUUUAUAGAGCAACAGAAACCAGAACGUAGAGUGCAGAUAGCAUCACAAAUUGGUACUAAACUUGAGGAACACAGUGAUUCAGAGAAGGAAGUUGAUGAUCCUCGUCUGCGAAGACUUCGAAGGGUGGCGAGGUCUCCCCCGCGUCGUGAAGAGCACAAGCCAGAAAUUAUUGAUGCUGAACCAGAGCCUGAGUCAGAAUCGAGCGCAGAAGAGGAACGUAACACUUCAGAAAGUGACGAUGAUUUAGAUGAGGAGGAAAUAGAGAAACGACGACAAGCUUUAAAAGCUAAAUUAGCUGCAAGGGAAGCGGAAAAGGAGGUUCUUGGUAGAGAUGAUGAUGAGGAAAUGCUAGGUGGUGAGAAGGAAGAAAGCGGUUCAUCUGACACAGAGUACACUGACAGUGAAGAAGACACAGGUCCCAGGGUAAAACCAGUUUUCGUAAGAGCAUCGGAGAGGAUGACUGUGACAGAAAAGGAACGGAAAUUGAAACAGCAGAAGAAAGAAGAAUCGGAUGCAAGAAAGGAAAAAGAGGAAAGGCGAAGAGAGGCUUUGAAGUUGGUGGAGGAAACAAUACGAUCGGAACAGAGGAAUGCACAGGGUGAUCUAAAAGAGGCGAAUAUAAAUGACGUAUGUACGGAUGAUGAGAACGACGAACUGGAGUACGAGGCAUGGAAACUUCGCGAAAUGAAGAGGAUCAAGCGGGAUAAGGAAGAAAGAGAGGCUGUAGAGAAGGAGCUGGUGACGAUAGAGCGCAUGCGCAACAUGACGGAGGAGGAGCGCCGCGUGGAGCAGCGACUCAACCCCAAAGUCGUCACCAACAAGUCUAUCAAGGGAAAGUACAAAUUCUUACAGAAGUAUUAUCACAGAGGUGCGUUCUACUUGGACAAAGAGGACGAGGUUUACAAACAAGACUUCUCCGGACCCACGUUGGAUGAUCACUUUGACAAGACUGUUUUACCAAAGGUAAUGCAAGUGAAGAAAUUCGGUAGAUCAGGACGUACAAAGUACACGCACUUAGUGGACCAGGAUACGACGGAGUUUGACUCCGCGUGGAGCAAUGAGGGCGCGGCGGCCAGGCUCGCCACCUUCCGCGGCGCUAAGCAACUCUUCCACAGGCCCUCGGCUAGGAGGACUCACACCUAGCAGACACUCGACAAUACACUAAAACAACCAAAAGGAUGUAAUUAA
Papilio polytes (common Mormon) is the source of this 1522-nucleotide messenger RNA. RefSeq names its product microfibrillar-associated protein 1 (gene Mfap1). Gene Ontology annotation, cellular component: U2-type spliceosomal complex. NCBI's taxonomy places the organism in Eukaryota, Metazoa, Arthropoda, Insecta, Lepidoptera, Papilionidae. The record is from RefSeq and is a predicted model, not a curated record. The transcript is spliced from 9 exons. Gene Ontology annotation, molecular function: RNA binding. Gene Ontology annotation, biological process: mRNA splicing, via spliceosome. The coding region runs from base 158 to 1477 and encodes 439 amino acids.